AUGACAGACUCCCCCAACCUCACCGCAGCCCAGGCCAAUGCCGCCACCCUUGAGCGCGAAUUCGCCUGGCUUGACCGCGUGCUGCAGGCACGCCUUGCCCUGCACUUCGGCCAGCCGUCUGAAGUCACCGACAUCCGUGACAUUGAAGCGCCCGCACUGUCAGCCGACCCCUCCGCCUAUGCCGCACGGGUUCGCGAUCUUGAACUGGGUGCCAAUGAACGCCUGGUGCUCAUCACGGCGCUGGCACCCCACCUGCGGCCCGCUGCGCUCGACCUGCUGCGCAUCAGAAACAACAACCUCGACACCCCCUUUGCAGAAUUCGGCGGCAUCCAUUCAUCUGCCGGGUUUCUGCCCACGCUUGAAACCGCCCUGUUUCUGGUCUCUGGCAGUGACCUUGCCCAACGCAUGGCUGCGCGUUCGCUUCUCAACGAAGACAGCCGCCUGCUGCACAGCCGCACCCUGGCCUUGCAGCCCAUCGGCCCGGGCGAGCCAGCAGGCAGCGCACGCCUGACCCUCACGCCCGAGGCGCUGCUGCGCCUGACGACCGGCGAUGUGCGUAAGCCCGGCUUUGGCCCGAACUUCCCCGCGCAGCGCGUCACCACCGCUCUCGGCUGGAGCGACCUGGUGCUCAACGCCCACGCCAUGGCCGACAUCAACACCCUGCGCACCUGGCUGUCGCAUUCAAUCGAACUGCUGCAGGGCUGGCCGGCGCUGAAAGCCCUGCCGCCCGGCUACCGCGCACUGUUUACCGGCCCGCCCGGCACCGGCAAGACGCUGGCUGCCGCGCUGCUGGGUAAAGCCAGCGCUUGCGACGUCUACGCCAUCGACAUGGCCCUGCUGUGCGGCGCACCCACAGCCGACGCGCAGGCCAGCGUCGCCCAUGUGCUGGCCGAGGCCGAACACCGGCGGUGGAUUGUUCUGGUCACCGGCGCAGACGCGGCGGGCAGCCCGCUGUUUGACGCGCUGUGGCCGCUGCUUGAGCGUUUUCCCGGUCUGCUGCUGCUUGAAACCCGGGGCGGGCCCGAGGGGCUGGCCCAGCGCAGCGCACUGGCGGGCCGCAUUCAUCUCCAGGUCGACUUCCCCAUGCCCGACGCCGAAGAUCGCCUGCGCCUGUGGCAACAGCUGCUGGGCCAGCAGCCCCAGCGGCUGGCACCCGAUGUGUCAUUAACCGCUGCCUCCUUGCAAGCCUUGGCCGAAAGCCACCUGCUGUCUGGCGGCACCAUGACCCAUGUGCUGCGCCACGCGGUGCUGGCCGCCAUGCAGUCCGAUCGGGGAAGCAUCACGCUGGCAGACCUCUCAGCCGCCGUCACCAAGCUGGCUUAG
Ostertagia ostertagi is the source of this 1323-nucleotide messenger RNA. The record is from the annotation of a GenBank genome assembly. NCBI's taxonomy places the organism in Eukaryota, Metazoa, Nematoda, Chromadorea, Rhabditida, Trichostrongylidae.